AUGACAGGCCCGGGUAGCGUCCUUACAGUGGAGGAGCGGCUCGAAAAAGCUCGGUUGUUAUCACGGGUUAACCAUGAAGUUCUAACGAUGUGCAAGACCGUCGACCAAUUACUCCAUGCGCAGCACACCUCGAAUUUAGCACAGGCGAUUGUAUGCGUCCAAGAGCUGGCCAGAGAGAACUACCCCGUGGUCAUCGCGCUCAAGUGGGUGGUGCUGCUGGUGGACCUGCUGGAAUCGGACGUACCGGACGUGAGGCUGGCGUCGUGUAACGCCAUUGCGGCGGUGUCGAUGGUUCAGGAGGGCCGGGACGUGGUUCGCUCCUCCGGCGGGUUGCGGCCGCUGGUGAUGCUGCUGGCGGAGGGGUCUCGGAGCCCGGUGGCGGCGGCGGCAGCCUGGGCGCUCAUGAACUGCAGCGCGUGCGACACGUGCAAGGCGAGUGUUGUGGUUGUGUGGGUGUUGUGGGAGGCUAUAGCUGAGUGCCGCGGCGUGCCGAUGCUGCUGGGUUUGGUUCGACAGGCCGCAUCUAGAUGCAACCCCGCGGCCGCCAACGGCGGUGGCAGCGGCGCCGGAGGCAGCGGAGGCCUUGGCGGCGGUGGUAACGGGACGCAGGGAAGCAACAGCAACACCGACUCGCUGCGCGGUGGCGGCGGCGGCGGCGGCGGCGGCGGUUCUGGACCCUCCCAGGACCUUCGAAGUCCGGGUGACUGCAAGGCGGCUGUGUACGCCGCCGGGGCGUUGAUGAACCUGGGCGGGGUCAUCAGUGUGCAGGAGCUGCUAGUGGAGGCUGGUGCGGUGCAGGUAUUCGAGGCGGUUAUGCGACUGUCUCUUCCGGGUGAUGUGUUGGCGACCAGGGCCAACUUCAUGUUGAGCUGGCUGGCGGUGGCGACCAGCGCAGUGAUGGGGACGUUAGAGCCGCGACCCUCGGAACUUGACAGCUCUCCUCCCCCUUCUGUCACGCCGCGCACGCUGGCCCCCGCGUCAUCCACCAACAGCUCCUACCCAGCUCACGCUCCCUCCGUACGGCCCUCCGCCACGGGCGGCGGCGGCGGGGGCAGCAGCGUGCAACAGCCGUUGCCCACAAUAGUCCGACCCUCCGCCUCCAGCGGCAUCUCCGGCGCACCGCCACAUCAACCAUCCGUGCUGCGGCCCUUGGCCACCGUCAACGGCAACGGCAGUAGCGGGGGGACCGGCAUCCAACAGCAGUUGCCGUCAGUGCGGCCGUCAGCUGCUGGCUCGCCCGCCGGCGGCGGCGGUGGCGGCGGCGGCGGAGCACAGCAGCCGCUGCUUAACCAUCCGUCCCAAAUCAGGAUACCCUCCAAUUAA
This is a messenger RNA of Volvox carteri f. nagariensis, 1323 nucleotides long. RefSeq lists its product as uncharacterized. The record is from RefSeq and is a predicted model, not a curated record. The coding region runs from base 1 to 1323 and encodes 440 amino acids. The transcript has 6 exons. Lineage: Eukaryota; Viridiplantae; Chlorophyta; Chlorophyceae; Chlamydomonadales; Volvocaceae. Gene Ontology annotation, molecular function: protein binding.